Amaranthus tricolor (Joseph's coat) is the source of this 1187-nucleotide messenger RNA. RefSeq lists its product as uncharacterized. The record is from RefSeq and is a predicted model, not a curated record. The coding region runs from base 310 to 861 and encodes 183 amino acids. The transcript is spliced from 4 exons. Lineage: Eukaryota; Viridiplantae; Streptophyta; Magnoliopsida; Caryophyllales; Amaranthaceae.
UAUCUUCAUCGUUACCCAUUUGUACAUCACUAUUUGCCAACUUUUCUUUAAACGCAUCACCAAACAGGGCACAUACCAAAGCAAAGCAAAGAAAAGCCAAACCAAAAACCCCUCAAAUUCUCUAACUUUUCUUUCCCUGUUUCUCUCUCUAAAAAACAAAAGUAAAAGGUGACCACCCCAAAAGAUAAAGUGGAGAAUUCAAGGACAGAAGGAGGGUUACUUUGUUAUCUCUGUUUAGGAGAGAGAAAGAAAAACAAGAGAGAGAAAAGUGCCGUUGUUAAGAAACAAACGGAAAUACAAGAAAUAAAGAUGCAGAAUACUAACAGUAAUAAUAGUAAUACUAAUAUUAGUACCCAGAAAUCGGAGCCAACGCUUCAAACAGUAGCAAAUUCAGGAAGUUUAAGCUUUAAUAGUAGUAUAACUUCAAAUACUGGAAUGGGUAUGGCUGAUGAAGAAAUUACUCGAUCUGCUUUGUCCAAUUUUAGGGCUAAAGAAGAAGAGAUUGAAAGGAAGAAGAUGGAAGUUAGAGAACGUGUUCAAGCUCAACUUGGUCGUGUUGAAGAAGAGACUAAACGUUUAGCCAUGAUUCGUGAGGAGCUUGAAGCAUUGGCAGAUCCCAUGAGGAAGGAAGUGUCUCUAGUGCGUAAAAGGAUUGAUACCGUUAACAAGGAGCUAAAACCACUUGGAACAACCGUCCAGAAGAAGGAAAAAGAAUACAAAGAAGCAUUGGAUGCAUUCAAUGACAAGAACAAAGAGAAAGUACAGCUGAUAAACAAACUAGUUGAGCUGGUAGGUGAAAGCGAAAGGUUGAGGAUGAAGAAAUUGGAAGAGUUGAGCAAGAGUAUCGAAUCGAUGCGCUAAAAUGACUUGAAACAGAUGAUGUUGUCCAAUGUCCAUAGAUAAUUAGGUUUGUGUGAUGUAAUUUAAUUCCUACUGCUUAAUUUGUUUUUAAUCAUGUGUUUAUAUAGUAAUAUGGGUGGGUGCCUGGGGUUUGGUGUUAUUCUAAGUACCCUUAAUUUUCUUUAUUUUUGUUUUAUUUUUUUUGCUUUGGCCCCAAUUUGAUGCAAUAUCUGCUGAUCUAGGUAAAGGGUAAUAUCUACCCUAAAUAGACAGGUUUGUAACUGAUUACAUUUUUCAGACUUGAAUUCCUUCUCACCUUUUAUUUACUUAUUAUUAUUAUUAUUAUA